AACCGUUGAUACUCAAAUAAAGCUCCCUCGUCUGCUCCACCAGUCUGUCAUGGGUGUUGGGAAGUCUAAACUAGAUAAGUGCCCUCUUUCUUGGCAUAAAAGAGACAGUGUGGAUGGUGAACAAGACUGCCAUAAGUCCGACUCCAAGAACUCUGAGGAUGUGUCCUUACAAGGUUUUGUGGAGCAGAGCAGUGGAGCAGAGCCACCAACAGGAGAGCAGGACAGACCUGAGGCAAAGGGGGAGGGGAACGAGGAGCAAGUUGAAGAAGAGUUCCUCAAAUUUGUGAUACUGCAUGCAGAAGAUGACACUGAGGAGGCUCUCAGAGUCCAGAAUCUACUGCAGAACGACUUUGGGAUCAGGCCCGGGAUAGUUUUCGCUGAGAUGCCAUGCGGAAGGCUGCAUUUGCAGAAUCUGGACGAUGCGGUAAAUGGGUCGGCCUGGACGAUCUUGUUACUGACUGAGAACUUCUUAAGAGACACUUGGUGCAACUUCCAGUUCUACACUUCCCUGAUGAAUUCUGUGAACAGGCAACACAAGUACAACUCCGUCAUACCUAUGCGGCCCCUGAACAGCCCUCUUCCCAGGGAACGGACUCCUUUGGCGCUGCAAACCAUCAAUGCCUUAGAGGAAGAAAGCCAAGGCUUUUCCACACAAGUGGAGAGAAUUUUCCAGGAAUCUGUGUAUGAGAGGCAACAAAGUAUAUGGAAAGAGACACGACGUGUGACGCAGAGACAGUUCAUUGCCUAA
Molecule: messenger RNA, 748 nt
Organism: Grammomys surdaster
Lineage: Eukaryota; Metazoa; Chordata; Mammalia; Rodentia; Muridae
Gene: Ticam2
Product: toll like receptor adaptor molecule 2
Exons: 1
Coding region: 50-748 (232 amino acids)
Biological process (GO): positive regulation of natural killer cell activation; positive regulation of myeloid dendritic cell cytokine production; response to exogenous dsRNA
Molecular function (GO): protein kinase binding
Source: RefSeq, a predicted model, not a curated record